Molecule: messenger RNA, 1146 nt
Organism: Anguilla anguilla (European eel)
Lineage: Eukaryota; Metazoa; Chordata; Actinopteri; Anguilliformes; Anguillidae
Product: ZP domain-containing protein-like
Exons: 6
Coding region: 16-987 (323 amino acids)
Source: RefSeq, a predicted model, not a curated record
UGUGAUGAGAACACAAUGACAGUGGAAGUGGAGAAGGCCUCAAUAAUUGGACUUCAUGAAGAUCACCUGCGUCUCAAUGAUGCCUCUUGCACCCCCAUCUCCAACGGCACCCAUGUGAUCGCUGCCAUGUCCCUCAGCUCCUGUGGGACAAUACUGGAGGAGGACGCGGACAACCUGAUCUUCAAAAAUGAAAUUACAUCAUAUGACAAACUUGGUGACGUCAUUACCAGGAAACACCAGGUGGAGAUCGAGUUCUCGUGCUCGUACCCCAAGAAGGGCAAUGUGUCUCUGGAAUUCAGGGCGCACAAGAUUCCUUUCGUGUUCACGGAAAAAGGGUUCGGAAAGUUCACCUACCAGUUUGAGUUCUUCCACAGUAACCUGUUCGACCGCAUGGUGGACCCCAGUACCUACCCAGUAGAGGUGCCCCUGAGAGAGAUGCUCUACAUGGAAAUCAAAGCCACUUCCUCUUUUGCCAACACUGAACUCUUUGUGGAGUCCUGCAGAGCAACCCCUGUUGAUGACCCCAACUAUCACAUUUUCUAUGACAUAUUUGAAAAUGGUUGCACAGUGGACGAGACGGUGGUAGUCUAUCCAAGUCACUCUUCAGAAUUUAAAUUUGGAAUUGAGGCCUUCAAGUUCAUUGGGCAACAUGAGGAGGUCUUCAUAAGCUGCUCAGUCAUCCUGUGUGUGGCAGGGAACCCCUUCACCAGAUGUUCUCAGGGCUGCAUCAAUGCCACAGCCUCCCCUGUUGCACAUCACCACCACAGGAGGGCUGUUGCCACAGAGACGGUCAGACACUACAUUUCCCAGGGGCCUUUGCGUCUAAAGAAGAGCACAGACAUCACAGCUAUCGUUGGCUUGAACAUGAACCUGGUUUUCAUCGCUGCUGUUCUCCUGGUCGUGGUUGCCAUUGUGUGUGGAGCAGUGAUUUAUGCAGCAAAGAGGUCAAAGGUCAAAUACCAACCACUUCCAUCCACUGACUUCUGAGACACUGUUUGCAUGCUCAUUAAACAGUGAACGCUUUCUAGACAAUCACAUUAAGACAAUAUUUCCCUUUUAAUAAUGAAAGAUGAAUUGACUUUUCAGGCCCUGAAUCUGUAUAAUCUCUUCUUUGGUGUAAUGAAUUUCAGAAAGGUGAAAUACCAA